UAUGACGCAUCGAAACAGCAGCAAGAAUUGACGCCUAGCUGUCAGGAACAAAAACUACAGCCGCCUGAUGAGCAACCGAUAGCCAUACACUAUUUGGCCAGCUUCCACGAGAUUUGUGUAGUUACGGCCCUGUUGCCCUUGCUAACACUCUUCACAUGCUUUGUGACCGCCUACGUCUUCCAGUACGACGAUGUACACGAGACACAUUGCCGGGUUUAUAACAUAAUACCCUCGAUAAGUGCAAUUACUGGGGUUAGUCCGCAGCGUUAUUUCUGGCGCUUUAGCAUUGCGCUGCAUAUCGGGCCACGCAUACCCAUUGCCUUUGUCUAUAAGAACUAUUAUCGCGCCCAGUUAACUCGCCUGGCGCCGUCGCUGGUGCCAAAGACUAGUUGGCUGAUUACAUUAAUUCUGGUGCUAAACUGUAUUGAGAUUGCGGCGUUAGGCGGUGUGACCUAUAUAUCGAACCGUGAGAACUAUCCUGUUCAUGAGAGAAUCUUCAUUACGUUUAUGGUGUGCUCGCUCUGUUAUAUGUUGGCUACCAUAAAACUGAAUGGCAUAUUAAAUGCACGUCAAACGCUCAAUGCACAGCAGCUUCAAUCCAUCAAAUGGAAGAAAAUACUUUUCGUUACUUCCAUAUUGAGCACCAUUGGUCUCCUGGUCUUUUUUGCCAAACACAGAUUCUAUUGCCAUGAUUUGGCAUUCAGUUGGUUCGCAUUCUUUGAGUACUUGAUUGCUAUUGCAAAUAUGCUGUUCCAUUUCACAAUUAUCUGGGACUUUCCGUCACAGUACAUGCUGAUAGUGCAGGGACCGCGAGAGAAUCUGAUACAGUAUUUAGGCACUAAGCCAAAAAUUAAUUAGUUAUAAAGUCCUAGAUGAUA
Messenger RNA from Drosophila navojoa, 878 nucleotides. RefSeq names its product post-GPI attachment to proteins factor 2-like. The record is from RefSeq and is a predicted model, not a curated record. Gene Ontology annotation, cellular component: Golgi membrane; endoplasmic reticulum membrane. Lineage: Eukaryota; Metazoa; Arthropoda; Insecta; Diptera; Drosophilidae. Gene Ontology annotation, biological process: GPI anchor biosynthetic process.